Messenger RNA from Anopheles funestus (African malaria mosquito), 4974 nucleotides. RefSeq names its product sex peptide receptor (gene SPR). The transcript has 6 exons. Gene Ontology annotation, molecular function: G protein-coupled peptide receptor activity. The coding region runs from base 3337 to 4704 and encodes 455 amino acids. Gene Ontology annotation, cellular component: membrane. Lineage: Eukaryota; Metazoa; Arthropoda; Insecta; Diptera; Culicidae. Gene Ontology annotation, biological process: G protein-coupled receptor signaling pathway. The record is from RefSeq and is a predicted model, not a curated record.
CCAUUUUUUUGAGAAAUUUUGCAAAAAAAAUUAAAUUGAUUUAUUUUAAUGCCAAUUGGUUCAAAUAAGUUUCUUUUCACUUAAAUAAUGCUUUAAACAAAAAAAAGAGUACAAAAUAAUAAAAAAUUUAAAAAAUUCUAAAUUCUUGAAAAUUUCCUAAGGCUAUAGCCUUAGCUUGUUUUUUUUGGUAAAUUUAGCAAAAUUUUAUAAAUUGAUUUAUUUUAAUGCAAACGCGACAAUUGCUAAGCAUUUAGUGACGGAGUAAGCUUAAUUGGUUAGUGAUUAAGAUUAGUUACUUAGGAAACUUAAAUUGCGAGAAUAAUUUCGAUUAUUAAACAAGUAUUUGAAGAUCAUCUACUAUUGGCUGUUAGUAUCAUAUACCAUUAAAGGUGCUAGGGCGAUCGAUAGAGCAAACAGGAGGAUUGAUGUGCAUCAUCUCUUUCCCAUUCGUUAAGCCAUUACAAUGUGUACCGUAGUUAUAUAGAAAUUGAAUUUGUUGAAAUGAAAAUAUAUAAUAAUAACAAUAAUAAUAAAUUGUAAUGAUAAUGUCUUACUAAAUGUUUAGAUGUACACGACCUCGCACAUUAUCUAAAUGGAUCAUGGUUUUAUGUAAUUUUACCUAGCUCUCUAAGCAUUGUGAUGUUUUAUGAAAAUAUGACACUUUGUACAUAUAUGAUAGCCUUUGUCAACAGAAAGAAAAUGAGUAAGGAUCCUUUCUGAACGUUAGAAGACCGGUUGGCGAUCCGGUACCAACUAUACGAACCGGCAAGGAUUUUAAUAUUGAUAACUCUUUUAUGUCUGAUAUGAAGCUAUCGUUUGUUUGUGUGACGUCCUGUAGCUUUCUGGACGUCAGGUUUGUACUGAAGGUAGCAUGAAUGGCUAAAAACUCUUUGCUAAAGCUUCUGGAUACCACUAGAGGGUAUCCUCUUAACAGUUAUGUGCAGUGUCUGGUAGGUUUAUAGUCGCUGAAAUAACCCAUUUAUCUUAGAAUCCGUCUCUCCCACAUUCUGCUUGACCUUUGAUAUGCAUCGAUGCAUGCAUGCCAGAGUGCCCAGUAUGGACAGAACGGAAAAGGGAGUUGAGUAGGAGAAAGUGCUUCUCUUUUUUUCGAAACUCUACCCAAUAUUGCCCAUAUAUCAGUGUAAAUGUUUUUGUAUGAAAAACACUUGAACUUUCAAACUUGUAUCUCACACUAGGAAUGGGCUCGGAUGGGCGGACACAAUACAAAGGGAAUAUGCAUUUACAUGAUGCCUAAUCGUUGUCCAGCAUUGGUACAGUUUUGCGAAACGUUGAUACCGACGUGCGUGCAGGACACAUCCAAUUUGAAAUAUUAUGCAAUGACCAGAUCAUAAAAAUUUCAUCAUGUCGCAUGCAGGAAUAAAUGAUACGGCGCCAGACCGAAGCGUAUCGACGAACCCACGCCAGAAGGACGCAUAUUGUGUGAGAGACUUUCAAUGAAACGUACAUCCCAUGCUUGCGUUGAGUGUACCAAGGAUAUUGUCCUACAAUGGCUAGCAGAGUCACUCCUACACACUGCGCCCGGAUAUAAUGUAUGAUAAAAUAUAACAAUUUUAAGUAUUGUUUUUUAUUAUUUAAUUUAAUAAUAGCUAAGAGUGAAGCGAUUCUUUCACUGCGGAUUACUUUAUUGUCUUUUGUGUUCACGAGAGUCACGAAACGAUGAACCAAUAUUAACCACCAAUAAAAGAAUUGUAUCGUACUCGCACAUAAUAGUUGCACAUCCAGCACAAUAUCGCUAUUAAAUGGUUUUGAUAUACGCCAAACGGCCAACACCAUUACAAGGCUUAUUGUUAUCGUCCGAUACUCAAAUCAGCCCAAGAACGGCAUAUUGUUGCUCGCUGCUCUUACGCUGUUGUGCUGCGGGCAUCAUCUAUCAUAAUUUGAUGUAAUCUUAUUGCUUCCCAAAAUUGGGCAGUUAACAUCCCAAAUCAUUUACUAUUUCGAUAUUUCAAUCUCGCGCUCGUGCGUCCGUCCUUUAUGAAGAUGUCCUUUCCUCCCCGUUUUUUUGGGGGCCAGACUCGUUGUCUGAGAUGUAGUCCUAACCAUGGGAUGGAAAUUUAUUUCCAUCCUAAAUUGUUUAUGAGCGGGACACAGUGACACCAGCAAGCAAAAUAUACAUAUUACGGCUAAUAUGUAUAUAGAAAUGACGCCACAGCGUCAGCGUGAGCUUAGGAGAUUAGCAUCGGAUUAUGCUGGACGCUCGAAAGACAAACCACCAGUGACCGACCACUGCCGCCCGGAUACAUAAUGCCGGAAAGUUGGGCAAGUGGCAUCCUUCGUCUGUGGCGGGUCUUGAAACAAAGCGACUUUUCAAACGCGGACAGUGAAUAUGUGUCUGAUAUUCAAUCGUUUACAGAUCUCCUUCAAUUAUUCGCUCUUCCUUUCGUUCUGCUCCGGCACUAUUUGGCUGGUGGCUAUUGAAGUGUGUUCCACAGUGUAGUAUGUAUUCCGUUUCUGUAUGAUGUAUGUUUGCUCCAUUGGAAGUUACUAGUGAGUUCCAUCUAGCGCUCCCGAGCAUAGCGCUGCUAGAAAUUGGCACUCAUCUGCGCAUCUGCGCUCCAACAAUCGAACUAAAACAAAAAAAACCCCUUGCGAUCCCGAUGGCAAGUUCGUUCGAGAUGACACAAAAAGGCACACAGAACGGUUCCGCUUCGAACCCGAUAGUUAACGGCGCGAUUCCAGUGCUCUCGGUGUGCUGGAUCCAACAAACCCGAACGGAUGUAUCCUCAGUUCGGUGGAGACAGUGUUCGAGUGCUAACGCGUAUGUGUUCAACGCAUUGUUCAACGGUUUCCUCUUUUAUAUACCCUCGAGAGUCUAGCAGUUGCAGCGCGAUGGCGCAUAAUAAAUUGUGAUCUGGUUCCUGGACCAAUGGUUCGACGGGCUUCGAGAAUGUGCAUUUGUUGUUCUUGACUGCAUUCUUGAUGCAAUUGUUCUCAGUGUCCAACAAGUGCCAGAAUGUGAUUAACGGAGUUCAAGUUUACAUAAAGUGUAAAUCACCAAAAUGCAGCAAAAGAUAAAUUUAUGUGUUAACCUGCACCAAUAGUAGUGCACCUCACCUGGUUUAAUUGAUUAAACGAAGCAGAAGCAAACAAGAGACCGAAUAGUGAAAUAUUAAAAAAAACGAAGCAUAUGUUGAUUGUUAAGCAAAAUGAUAUUAUAAAUGUUUCCCUAUUUUGCGCAAAUUUAGCUGCAAUCAAAAAGAAAAAAAGCUCCCAACAUAUUUAGACCAAUGCACCUAAACUGGCUGGCACAACUUUAAGAUGCAGUGAAAGUAUGGAAAAGACUGCUCUCCAAACUGGCCCGUGUACAGCAGCAGAAUGGAGAAAAUAACAAAUCAUAACUCCUUAGAGCUAUUGCGCGAUGAUCAGUACGUGUCGAAUAUGAUCGAUCCAGGAAAUGGGCGACCUUCGAUUAUUCCACUAAACACCCCAGAUGUGGUACGGGGCUACUACUAUUACAACGAAACGGUUUUAAAAAGCAACGAUGAUACCGCACAGGGCAACAUUAGUUCCAUCUACGAUACGCAGGUGAACGAGUACGGCAAUGAGACCGCGUACAGCUACUACAACUGUGCUGCAUUUGAGGGCAACACAUCGUACUUGAAUGUGUCGUGUGAAACCAUUCUUAACUACAGCCUGCCAUUGUACGGAUACUGCAUACCGGUGCUGCUGCUCGUCACGCUAGCCGCAAAUUCGUUGAUAAUCAUAAUUCUUAAAAAACGAACCAUGGCUUCACCGACAAACUUUAUUCUUAUGGCGAUGGCUGUGUGCGACAUGUUUACGCUGCUUUUUCCUGCCCCUGGUCUAAUGUACAUGUACACAUUUGGCAAUCACUACAAGCCACUAUCGCCCGUACUAGCCUGUUAUGUGUGGAAUGCGUUGAACGAAAUUCUUCCCGCUAUGUGCCACACAGCAUCAGUAUGGCUUACAUUAGCCUUAGCUGUACAGAGAUACAUAUACGUUUGCCAUGCACCCGCUGCCCGAACCUGGUGCACCAUUGCAAGAGUCAAGAAGUGUAUCGCGUACAUAUGUGUUGCCGCAUUAUUACAUCAAAGCAGUAGAUUUUUCGACAAGUCCUAUACGCUCGUCACCAUAGAGUGGAAUGGGCAGCCAACGAACGUAUGUCACGUGGAAACGGCCAACUGGAUACACGAAUAUACUAGCGAAGACUUCUACUAUACAUUUUAUUUUUCCUUCCGAAUACUGUUCGUUCAUCUGAUACCGUGCGCCAGCCUGGUAGCUCUAAACGUGUUGCUGUUUAGGGCAAUGAAACAGGCGCAACAGAAAAGGGAACGAUUGUUUAAGGAUAACAAAAAGCGCGAAAGUAAACGGGUACGCGAUUCGAACUGCACCACACUCAUGCUGAUCGUUGUGGUAACUGUAUUCUUAAUUGUCGAAAUACCAUUAGGCGUUAUCACUGCACUGCACAUUAUUUCAUCGCUGUUGUUCGAAUUUUUAGAUUACUACAUAGCGAAUCUGUUUAUAUUAUUUGCCAACUUUUUCCUCAUAGUAAGCUAUCCGAUUAAUUUUGCCAUCUAUUGCGGUAUGUCGCGGCAGUUUCGCGAAACCUUCAAAGAACUUUUCUGUAAGUCCGGUUCACAGAUGAACGUGAAGAAAGAAUGUGGCUCGUCGAAAUAUUCACUGGUUAAUGGGCCGAGAACGUUUACAAACGAAACGGUUAUUUAACCAAGUGCAUUACAUCGUUAAGGUACAGUAGUAACAAGACAGAAACACCCUUUUAGAAGAAUGUUUUUACGCGAGAAAUAUCAAAAUUUAUACUGGUAUAUAUGCUCAAAUGAAGUAUUCGAACCAAUGUACCAGAUGUAAAUACAGAAAGGAUUCACGUAGAACAAGAAAAUGUGCACACAUUCAUCUAAUUUUAAGUUGUUCUUUGUUGUCAUUCGAAUGUUUCUGUUUCAAUAAAUAUGUUUUAGUAUCUUUUAUCAUAAUUUGUAA